AUGGUGCCUGCCAGGGCACUGGGGCUGCUCCUCUGCGUGCAGCUCUGCGGGGGCAGCGGGGAGCUGCGGCUGGUGGAUGGCGGCGGGCGCUGCGCCGGCCGGGUGGAGGUGAAGCACGAGGGCGAGUGGGGCUCCGUCUGCAGCUACGACUUCGACUGGGACCACCGGGGCGCUGGCGUGGUGUGCCGGCAGCUGGGCUGCGGUGCGGUGGCCCGGGCAUCCCCGUACGCCCCGUUUGGGCAGGGCAAGGGACGCAUCUGGCUGCACCCUAUCUUCUGCCUUGGGACAGAAGCCACCUUGGAAGAAUGCCCGAACUUCGGCUGGGGCCAGCACUUCUGUGGCCACGAGUGGGACGUGGGGGUGACCUGCACAGAGGCUGUGGAGCUGCGGCUGGCGGCUGGCAGGGGACCCUGUGAGGGGAGAGUGGAGGUGAAGCUGCGGGGACGCUGGGGCACGGUGGCAGAUGAUGCCUGGGACAUGGAGGACGCCGAGGUGGUUUGCCAGCAGAUGGGCUGCGGCUCGGCUCUUGGUGCCUACCACAGCUCCCUCUUUGGCCAAGCAGAAGGUUCUGUCAGCUUGGCGGUUGUUGACUGCCAUGGGGCUGAGAAGGCCCUCUGGGACUGCAAGAUUCAAGGCUGGGGACCCUACAAUGCCCCUCAUGACUAUGACACUGCCGUAGUCUGCCAAGGGUUCUCCCGUCUGGCUGGAGGGGACGGCGCCUGCUCGGGGCGGCUGGAGGUGCGGCAGGGCCGGGCCUGGGCCACCGUCUGCCACGGCCACGUGGACCUCAAGGCCGCCCAGGUGGUCUGCAGGGAGCUGGGCUGCGGCACGGCAGUGGCCGUCCCCGGUGCCGGCCAUUUUGGGGCAGCAACGGGGCCGCUCUGGGACGGCGCCUUUGAGUGCAACGGCAGCGAGCCACUCCUCGCCAACUGCGCCCGGAGGCCAGCCCACGGCCAGUCCUGUGCUGGCCCCGCUUCUAUCGUCUGCUCACCCUACACCGGUUUCCGUUUGGCGGAUGGCGGCUCGGGCUGCGUCGGGCGGGUGGAGGUGGAGGCGCAGGGGACAUGGGGACCCCUGUGUGCCACCGCCUGGACCCUGCCUGAUGCCCACGUCCUGUGCCGCCACCUGGGCUGCGGCCCCGCUGCCUCCCUGCCCCGAGGCCAUUUCGGGACGGGCACGGCGACGGGGCCGCUGCGGCGCGAUGCCCUGAGCUGCAGCGGGAGCGAGCGGCACCUGGGCGAGUGCCCCGUGGUGGUGCUGGGGGAGCCCGCCUGCCCCCCUGGCCAUGCCGCCGCCGUCAACUGCUCAGGCGCCGCUGAGCCCCUGCGGCUGCUGGACGGGGAGAGCCGGUGCGACGGGCGGCUGGAGGUGGCCACAAGCCCCGGGGACUGGGCCCGUGUGACUGCGGGGCUGUGGGACGACCGAGCUGCCUCCGUGGCUUGCCGGCAGCUGGGCUGCGGUGUGCCAGAGAAGGUCUACGCUGUGCCGGCCGCCAGCUUGGGCCCUGUGGAGCUGCAGGAGCUGCGGUGUGCUGGCACCGAGGAGCGCCUGGCGCAGUGCAACGCCUCGGGGCCUGCCGCAGCGCCCAGCCACAGCCCCACAGAGGCGGCCGUUGCCUGCUCAGGCAGCCGGCGGCUGAGGCUGGCGGGCGGCCCCGGGCGCUGCGCCGGCAGGGUGGAGGUGUACACCGAGGGCACCUGGGGCACCGUCUGCCAGGACGCCUGGGGCCUGCCAGAUGCCGACGUCGUGUGCCGCCAGCUGGGGUGCGGACGGGCCCUGGAGGCGCCCGGCUCUGAGCGCUUCGGGCCCGGCGUGGGGACGCUGUGGCCGGGUGCCGGGGGCUGCUCGGGGACGGAGGCGGCUCUCUGGGACUGCCCAGCCCCAGAACGGCGUGGCUGCCGCCGGGGCGGUGGUGCCGGUGCCGUGUGCUCAGGGCUGCUGCGUCUGAUGGGGGGCAGCAGCAGCUGCAGCGGGCACCUGGAGGUGCUGCGCGAGGGGACGUGGGGCCGCGUGUGCGCCAACGACACCAGCCCCGCCACAGCUGCCGUUGUCUGCCGCCAGCUGGGCUGUGGCACCGGGGGGAGGCUGGAGGCCGUCCCCACACAGGGCUCUGUCCCCGCCUGGCUGGGCUGGGUGCAGUGCCAGGAGGGGGCCCCCUCGCUCUGGCGCUGCCCCUCGGCGCCCUGGCACCUGCAGUCCUGCGGCCCUGCUGGGGUCACCCACAUCGCCUGUGACGAGGACACCGAGGGCACGAGCGGGGCCACCACAACUGCAGGUAGUGUCACCAGCAGCGUUGCCCCACUGACAGCAGUGUCGGGGAGCGUGCCGGUGCCCACGGUCCUGUGCGUGCUCCUGGGGACGUUGCUGGGCCUGGCCCUGGCAGCCCUGGCUGUGCAGGCACACCGCGCACGGGUGCAACGCCGAGACCCCGUCAAAGCCACGGACGCCGGCUCUGAGGCCGUGUAUGAGGAGCUGGAUUACAGCCUGAUGCCCGAGUACCAGGAGGUGGCCAGCCACACAGGCUCCCUAUCCAAGGGCUCAGGCAUGAAGCUGCAAGAUGAGAACUGGGAUAGUAACAAAGAGGAGAGCAACCCCGGGGAGGCCCCAGGUAGGGGAAGGGGUAUUCAACAGGGACUGGAAGGCACAGGGGACCUAAGGAGAAGGGUCAUGGCUGAGAAGUGCCCCGGUCCCUCCAUGCCUGGUGCAGCCCUCCAGGCCCAGCCCAGGCACGGCCUCCUGGAUGGCUACGACGAUGCUGCGGCUGUGCCGGAGGAGCCCCCUGCUCCCCACGGCGGGGACGCCCCGGCGCAGUCCCACGGGGACAAUGGCUAUGACGACAUUGACAUCAGCACUCUGGAGACAGCGCCGAUGGUGCCUGCCAGGGCACUGGGGCUGCUCCUCUGCGUGCAGCUCUGCGGGGGCAGCGGGGAGCUGCGGCUGGUGGAUGGCGGCGGGCGCUGCGCCGGCCGGGUGGAGGUGAAGCACGAGGGCGAGUGGGGCUCCGUCUGCAGCUACGACUUCGACUGGGACCACCGGGGCGCUGGCGUGGUGUGCCGGCAGCUGGGCUGCGGUGCGGUGGCCCGGGCAUCCCCGUACGCCCCGUUUGGGCAGGGCAAGGGACGCAUCUGGCUGCACCCUAUCUUCUGCCUUGGGACAGAAGCCACCUUGGAAGAAUGCCCGAACUUCGGCUGGGGCCAGCACUUCUGUGGCCACGAGUGGGACGUGGGGGUGACCUGCACAGAGGCUGUGGAGCUGCGGCUGGCGGCUGGCAGGGGACCCUGUGAGGGGAGAGUGGAGGUGAAGCUGCGGGGGCGCUGGGGCACGGUGGCGGAUAAUGCCUGGGACAUGGAGGACGCCGAGGUGGUGUGCCAGCAGAUGGGCUGCGGCUCGGCUCUUGGUGCCUACCACAGCUCCCUCUUUGGCCAAGCAGAAGGUUCUAUCAGCUUGGCGGUUGUUGACUGCCAUGGGGCUGAGAAGGCCCUCUGGGACUGCAAGAUUCAAGGCUGGGGACCCUACAAUGCCCCUCAUGACUAUGACACUGCUGUAGUCUGCCAAGGGUUCUCCCGUCUGGCUGGAGGGGACGGCGCCUGCUCGGGGCGGCUGGAGGUGCGGCAGGGCCGGGCCUGGGCCACCGUCUGCCACGGCCACGUGGACCUCAAGGCCGCCCAGGUGGUCUGCAGGGAGCUGGGCUGCGGCACGGCAGUGGCCGUCCCCGGUGCCGGCCAUUUUGGGGCAGCAACGGGGCCGCUCUGGGACGGCGCCUUUGAGUGCAACGGCAGCGAGCCACUCCUCGCCAACUGCGCCCGGAGGCCAGCCCACGGCCAGUCCUGUGCUGGCCCCGCUUCUAUCGUCUGCUCACCCUACACCGGUUUCCGUUUGGCGGAUGGCGGCUCGGGCUGCGUCGGGCGGGUGGAGGUGGAGGCGCAGGGGACAUGGGGACCCCUGUGUGCCACCGCCUGGACCCUGCCUGAUGCCCACGUCCUGUGCCGCCACCUGGGCUGCGGCCCCGCUGCCUCCCUGCCCCCAGGAGGCCAUUUCGGGACGGGCACGGCGACGGGGCCGCUGCGGCGCGAUGCCCUGAGCUGCAGCGGGAGCGAGCGGCACCUGGGCGAGUGCCCCGUGGUGGUGCUGGGGGAGCCCGCCUGCCCCCCUGGCCAUGCCGCCGCCGUCAACUGCUCAGGCGCCGCUGAGCCCCUGCGGCUGCUGGACGGGGAGAGCCGGUGCGACGGGCGGCUGGAGGUGGCCACAAGCCCCGGGGACUGGGCCCGUGUGACUGCGGGGCUGUGGGACGACCGAGCUGCCUCCGUGGCUUGCCGGCAGCUGGGCUGCGGUGUGCCAGAGAAGGUCUACGCUGUGCCGGCCGCCAGCUUGGGCCCUGUGGAGCUGCAGGAGCUGCGGUGUGCUGGCACCGAGGAGCGCCUGGCGCAGUGCAACGCCUCGGGGCCUGCCGCAGCGCCCAGCCACAGCCCCACAGAGGCGGCCGUUGCCUGCUCAGGCAGCCGGCGGCUGAGGCUGGCGGGCGGCCCCGGGCGCUGCGCCGGCAGGGUGGAGGUGUACACCGAGGGCACCUGGGGCACCGUCUGCCAGGACGCCUGGGGCCUGCCAGAUGCCGACGUCGUGUGCCGCCAGCUGGGGUGCGGACGGGCCCUGGAGGCGCCCGGCUCUGAGCGCUUCGGGCCCGGCGUGGGGACGCUGUGGCCGGGUGCCGGGGGCUGCUCGGGGACGGAGGCGGCUCUCUGGGACUGCCCAGCCCCAGAACGGCGUGGCUGCCGCCGGGGCGGUGGUGCCGGUGCCGUGUGCUCAGGGCUGCUGCGUCUGAUGGGGGGCAGCAGCAGCUGCAGCGGGCACCUGGAGGUGCUGCGCGAGGGGACGUGGGGCCGCGUGUGCGCCAACGACACCAGCCCCGCCACAGCUGCCGUUGUCUGCCGCCAGCUGGGCUGUGGCACCGGGGGGAGGCUGGAGGCCGUCCCCACACAGGGCUCUGUCCCCGCCUGGCUGGGCUGGGUGCAGUGCCAGGAGGGGGCCCCCUCGCUCUGGCGCUGCCCCUCGGCGCCCUGGCACCUGCAGUCCUGCGGCCCUGCUGGGGUCACCCACAUCGCCUGUGACGAGGACACCGAGGGCACGAGCGGGGCCACCACAACUGCAGGUAGUGUCACCAGCAGCGUUGCCCCACUGACAGCAGUGUCGGGGAGCGUGCCGGUGCCCACGGUCCUGUGCGUGCUCCUGGGGACGUUGCUGGGCCUGGCCCUGGCAGCCCUGGCUGUGCAGGCACACCGCGCACGGGUGCAACGCCGAGACCCCGUCAAAGCCACGGACGCCGGCUCUGAGGCCGUGUAUGAGGAGCUGGAUUACAGCCUGAUGCCUGAGUACCAGGAGGUGGCCAGCCACACAGGCUCCCUAUCCAAGGGCUCAGGCAUGAAGCUGCAAGAUGAGAACUGGGAUAGUAACAAAGAGGAGAGCAACCCCGGGGAGGCCCCAGCCCUCCAGGCCCAGCCCAGGCACGGCCUCCUGGAUGGCUACGACGAUGCUGCGGCUGUGCCGGAGGAGCCCCCUGCUCCCCACGGCGGGGACGCCCCGGCGCAGUCCCACGGGGACAAUGGCUAUGACGACAUUGACAUCAGCACUCUGGAGACAGCGCCGUGA
Messenger RNA from Cygnus atratus (black swan), 5643 nucleotides. Its product is annotated as antigen WC1.1-like. Gene Ontology annotation, cellular component: membrane. The record is from RefSeq and is a predicted model, not a curated record. Lineage: Eukaryota; Metazoa; Chordata; Aves; Anseriformes; Anatidae.